This is a messenger RNA of Cylas formicarius (sweet potato weevil), 2750 nucleotides long. RefSeq names its product odorant receptor 30a-like. Gene Ontology annotation, cellular component: plasma membrane. Gene Ontology annotation, biological process: sensory perception of smell; detection of chemical stimulus involved in sensory perception of smell. Gene Ontology annotation, molecular function: olfactory receptor activity; odorant binding. Bases 16 to 1200 code for a protein of 394 amino acids. The transcript is spliced from 7 exons. NCBI's taxonomy places the organism in Eukaryota, Metazoa, Arthropoda, Insecta, Coleoptera, Brentidae. The record is from RefSeq and is a predicted model, not a curated record.
CCAUUCCUGGAGACCAUGCCUAGAGCGAAGUCUUACUUCAGCUACAUCCGUCGGCUGAUGAUGAUUAUAGGAAUAUGGAGAAUACAAAAUGGAGAAGAAUUGUCAACAAAGGAAAAGCGUUUAUACCACAUUUACGCUGCUACGUUCCAAGUUAUUUCCACUUCAGGAGGACUAUCGGUGCUAUUGGAAAUACCGACCUUAAUUAAAAGAACUUCGGUAUUUUCCGUCCCUGUGUUGGACAAUGUAAGCAGGGUCACGAUGUACGGCCUUAUUGUGUUCAAAAUGGUCAUGUGGCGAUCGAAACGGAUGUUCGAUUUGCUGAAUAUUGCUUUAGAGUAUGAUUCUCAGUUAGCUGUUCACGCCGACCCGAAAAUAAAAGAAAUAUACAAGCAAUACUUGGAUUAUGGAGAUACGGUUAUCAGCAUAAUUUUUUUGUCUGGAGUUUUGAUUGGGUUCGGUAUAGGAAUAAUCGGAGAUAUAAAUUGUUAUAAGUAUUUCAUGGAAAACAAAGGCCGUAACGUGUCAGGAAAUCCGUUACCGUUGAAUCUCUGGUAUCCUUUUGAUAAAAACAAGUAUUAUACAAUGGUGCUGGUAGACCAAAACAUUCGGCCGACAAUGUGUUGCCUAUGUAUCGGCGUCGUGGGCGCUUCCGUCAACUCGGUUGUAGUAUUUCUGACGCUACAGUUGAAGCUGCUACAGUAUUAUUUCAGAAACGCGGAUACAUUCAGAAUCGAUGACGAAGUGUUUGAAGACAUCGUGGAGCGUAAUUUGAAGCUGCUUUGUGUCAAACAUCAGGAAUUAAUCGCAUUCGCAGAGGAGCUACGUCAGACAUUGAAAAAUAUCAUAUUAAUAGAGUACGCUGUUUCCUCAGCCUCUAUAGCCAUCUUAAUUCUUCAAACCAUCGCAAGUGGCGAACUUGUGUUAAACUUAACCAUGCUGACCUACACAGUACUGCAGCUACUUAUAUUCGCUUGGAAUUGUAACGAAAUCAUCAUUCAGAGUUCGGGAUUAGCGGACGCCCUGUAUCAGAGCAAUUGGUACGAUCAAACUAAAUCGACGAAGGCGAUUUUGCAUGUGAUGAUGAUGAGGUGUCAAAAACCGAUUCGUUUAACUAUCGGUAUGUUUGGGGCGAUGGAUUUGGAGGCCGGAGUUUCCAGAUUGAAGUUGGGUUAUACAUACACGACGCUAGUUCACAAUUAAGGUCUCCGACUUCGACGUCAUAUUGUAGAAUUAAAGGGCACUCAUUUAUGUGUGCUAUAGACAGCAUAACCAUUUUAGUCGAUGCAGCUAGUUGCUUACUUUGAACAUACACAAUUCCAUUCUUAAUGAAUAUUUGCAAAAAAUUAGUUUAGUAGGUAUUAUUUUAAUAGUUUUACACAAGAAUGAGUAAGCAUUAAUUUCUAUAACCUUACUUGACAUUAUUUAGUAGUAACAAACGAUGCGAUUACCCCUCACACUAGAGUAAGUUUUGGUCAGUUUUGAUAGGAUUUUAUGUAAUCACAAUAUUUUCACGAUAUUUUCUGUGUGCCAGUUUCUCUUCUUUCUGAAACAGAAAAUAUCAUCGGUGUUCUAUAAAAUGUAUUGAGUUUUUCGUCAACCAUGGCUGCUUAUUUGUUAAACGGAACAGACCCGAAUUCCACAAAUAUAUUGAAUUUUUAGAUACAGUGUGAUUUUGAAAAUUUUGAGAAUCGUUGUCGCUCAGUCAUGCGUUUGAUUUAUAAACGAAAGUGCGGAUGUUUAAGGAAAAUUCUCGAUAAUUUUAUUAAACUUUUCAUCAAUUAUACUGGGUGUUUCAAAACAAAUGCAAAAAACUGUGAUUCCUUAAAAACGAAAAUAACAAAAUAUAAAAUAUUAAGGAAGUAAUAUUAUUAUGAUAUCACAAUUUCAAUUUUGUUUUAUCUAUUAUUUAUCCUAACUAAUUUUAAAUGAAAACUUACGGCAUGACACAGCAUGCCCUAAAAAUAUGUUUUAUUUUAUGUUUUAUUUAGAAUCUUUUGAAAAAAAGGAGUUUCUUAUUAUUGUUGUUUUCGACACUGUUGUUAGUUUCAAUCCACUGAUAAUACAAAAAUAUGCGAAACUUUGUUUUUAUAAUUGUAAUACUUCCGUAAUAUUUAAUUGUUCUAUUUCUGUUUUGAGAUAAAAAAUAAAAAUAUUAAUUUUCCGCCAUAUUUCUAGCCAUCUAUUUUAGACCCAACGAUUAUAUAACAAAGCCACCUUUUUUUUUAAAGAAGAUACCACCAGCUUAAGAUGUUCGCAUUUGUUUAGAAACAUCCUGCACAAUACAUAAGAGCUAUUUCUCAAGUUACUUAUUUGUCGAAAUAAAAUUAUAUGUGUGCAAGCUUAAAUCUGCAUUGAUAAUACGCUCCAAUUAUGUUUAAAUAUUCAUAUGUGUUAUAUAAGAGAAAACAAAAAUUAAAAUAGUAAUUACAAAUUGUCACUACUGUUUCUUUAGUAAAGUAUAUUAAAAAAAUGGACUUCCUUUUUAAAGUCGCCGGCCGGAGAAUAGACACCCAAAUUCAAAUACGAUAUAAUUCUAAUGAAGUGAAGUAACCAGUAUCCAACAUAAUCGAAAUCAUUGUUUUGAAAUUAAAAGUAUUUAAUAUGAGAUUCAUUAAAACUCGGAUAGUACUUAAAUCUGCAGUUUUAUCGGUAGACGUCCUAUAUGUUGUCUUUAAAGUCUCAAUAAACUUCAAAAUAUCCUAAAUUGACUUUCACUAGAUUGAUUUAAAAACAAAUUACCUUUGCUACUA